GGGACCGGGAGCACACGGCCGGGGACGGGAGCGCCGGGGACCGUCUCUGCGCUCCGGGGGCUGGUGCUCCUUCUCCGGCCGCCGUCAGUCCUCGAGUGAGCCACCGCGCCGUCCGCCCACGUGGGGCAGCUCGGGCGGCAGGGAAGCGGCCCGAGGUGUGCGCUGCCCUGAGGAGGAAACCGCGCCGGAGGCGGUCGGAGGAAGUUCCAUGGAAGACAAAACUCGUAGAGGAAACUUGACAGCUGCAGCUGAUGAAGAAAAUACUGACUCACAUUCUAACUCAAUUAAUGGGAAGCCAAAGAAAUUGCAAUGUUUCUCUAAGAAUGCUUUUUCUGUUUGCUGUGAUGAGAGUCUCUUGAGUUUGUUAGUACCACCCCCUAAAGGUGGGACUUGCCAUCAUUGUGGUCUGUAUGGAACUCUCAGGUGUUCCCAAUGUAUGCAAACAUACUAUUGCUCUGCAGAUUGUCAGAAAAAAGAUUGGCCAACACAUAGGGUUGUAUGUGAUCCCAUUAAACAGAAUGCAAGUAAGAACAAAACCAAGGAGGGAGUUUGUCUUAAGGAGGAAGUGACAUUGAGUUUUGCUGUAGAUGUUGUUCUUCCAGAGACUGGCGACUGCCUAAAUAAGGUUCCCUUAGAAAUGAAGUCUCACUUAAUUCCAGAAAGUGAUGCCAGCGGAGGAGAUUCUCCAAGAGUGUCAGAAAACCAUUCAAAGGGAGGUGAAAAGAAAAUACCUGAAGAUGAAGACUCUCUUCACUGUGCUAAUUCAUUUGCAAAGUGUGUCUCUUUAAGCAUAGGAGACAAAUUUUCUGGUAUGGUUUCCCACAUUCAAAAUCCAGACACCUUCUUCUGUCAGCAGAUGGACAAUGCCUGUCAACUUGCUGAGCUUGAAGUGUCUCUUAAUGAAUAUUGUGGCAGAUUUCCCAGUAGUCCGUCUUUCCAUCCUGCUGUUGGAAGUGUGUGCUGUGCCCAGUUCACAGAAGACAAUCUUUGGUAUCGUGCUGCUGUCACAGCAUAUGCUUCUGAAGAUACUGUUUUGGUGGACUAUGUGGAUUAUGGUAAUUCUGACUCUGUUCCACUGAUGAAACUUCGUCCUGUGAUUCCAGCAUUAAUGGACUUGCCAGCUCAAGCCAUAAGGUGUUCCUUGGCAGGUGUGAAGCCACCACUGGGAACUUGGACCUCAGAAGGUACUUCUUUUAUGAAAAAUCUGGUGAAAGACAAAGUGUUCACAGUAAAAGUAGUGGAUAAAGAAGGUUCUACAUCUGUGGUGGAGCUUGUGGACGCAUCAGUUACUCCGGCGAUAAAUAUAUCAAGCCUUCUCAUAGAGGAAGGCUGUGCAGCUGAGGAGUCAAGGGUGGCCUUACCAGCAGUCACAAUGAGUGAUGUUAAGCAAGAAAAUGAGGACACGAUAAACAAAAGAACAUGCAAGUGGGUUAAAUUAACUCUUAAGCAAACAGUCAGUGUCACAGUGUGUACAGUAUACAGUCCUGGGGAAUUUUAUUGUCAGAUUUCAAAUACCCAUGAAUUGCUUGCUCUAAACUCACUUAACAAAUCCAUGUCUGAAUACUGUCAGAAAACUCCACCAGAUGUUUUCAAGCCUGAGAAUGGAGAACCUUGCUGUGCUUUUUUCUCUGGAGAUGGUAACUGGUACCGUGCUGUGGUGCAAAACAUCACUUCAGGUGGAACUGUUGAAGUGAGCUUUGUGGACUAUGGAAAUUUUGAGGAAGUACCAUUGGAUAAAAUACGGAAGAUCUCACCGUCAUUCCUAAAACUUCCAUUUCAAGCAAUUAAAUGCUGGCUCUCAGGUAUAAAGCCUCACAAUAACAAGUGGAAUAAAGAAGCUGCAAUAAGAUUUCAUAUGUGCACUUCAGGGUUAGAGCUUCAAGCCACCGUAACCUCCCUGUCCAGAGAUGGGGCAGGUGUGGUGCUUACAGACAAUUCCACAGUUCGUCCAAAAGUGAUCAAUGACAUACUGACUUCUGAAAAUUUGGCUGUAAAGGAAGUUCUACAAGAUAAAAAUAACUUUCCAAACAAGUCUGUUGACCAAAAAGUAACCUCACUUGGGCACUGGAAGUCAUUUAAAUUGGCUGUAGGUGAAACCAUAAGGGUCUUUGUAACAGAAAUUGUAAGCCCAGACUUGUUCUACGCUGUACCAGUUCUAAAUGAAGUUCAAAAGAAGGAGUAUAGGGAGCUGGCUGCACUAGGAACCUAUUGCAGAUCUUGUAAGAAAGAGCCCUUCCAACCAAAACUGGGUGAAGCUUGUUGUGCCCAGUUUUCAGGUAAUGGCCGGUGGUACAGAGCUCUUGUUCUAGAAGCUUCCCAGUCUGCAGUGAAAGUACUGUAUGCAGACUAUGGGAACACAGAAACUUUACCACUUUCAAGGGUGCUGCCAAUCAGUGAUUCCUUUUUAAAGCUGCCUUUUCAGACAAUUACAUGUUCACUUGCAGGAAUAGAGAAAGUUGAGUGGUCUCCACUACUGCUUGACAAGUUGAAAGAAAUGGUAUUGAAGCAAUUCGUUGCAAUUACAGUGAAAGGGUUUAACGGAGAUGUUAAGUUAGUAACAGUAGAGAAACACUGUGAAAAUGGUGAUCUGAAUGUAGCUGACAAACUUGUAGAGCAAGGUUUGAUCAAAUCCUGCAGUGCUGAAAACUCACAUAGUGAAUGUCAAGGUAAUGGAGGUGAGACCAAAUGCUGCUGCACGGAAUUAAAAGAGCAACUUAAAAAGCAUGAACAGGUCCUGCUCUUCCUUUUAAACAAGUAUGGGAAUACAGAUGGAUUCACUGAAAUGAAAAAUCUGUUGCAGCCUUAAGUCUCUGACAGGCACCAAUUCAUUUGUCUGUAACCAGUUCCUUUUUUUGGAAGAGGAAGAGCAUCCACCAGCUUAAAAAAUGAGUCACUUUGUAGAGAUUCUGCUGUUUAAGUACCUAUAUUUAUCUGUAUGCUUGGGUUGUUAUUGUGACAAAAGUAUGUAACUUGAAGAAUUGCAAAGUGGCAAGCUAAAAAUUCUAUUCUGUUUUUGUUUUAUUCUACCAUGUCCUGCUAAACUUCUUGCUUUUAUUUUCCUGUUGAAUGCACAGAAGUUUAUGAAAUGGCCACUACAUUGUAAGUCUAUUUUGUAAACUUGCAUUGGAAAUUAUUGUAAUCAUAAAGCUUACUUAAUUUUCAUAUCAUUAAUGUUACUUGAAAAACUGUAUCUAACCUUGAUUACUCUUCUUUCAGCUUAAUUUCUGGUCUCAAGUUAGACAGAAUUGUUCUUUAUAAACUUGGUUUCAGUAUCAUUAAAGGGUGAAUGUUGUCUUGGACUACAUACAGGUAGUUCUCUCUAAAAUCAGUAAACACUUUAAUGUGCACUGUUCUUUAUUUACACCUAUGCUAUCUAUUAUGCAUCUGUGAAUAUUGUUUUGAAGUGAAUUGUAUUAGAGCUGUUUUGUG
This is a messenger RNA of Manacus vitellinus (golden-collared manakin), 3429 nucleotides long. RefSeq names its product tudor domain containing 1 (gene TDRD1). Gene Ontology annotation, biological process: spermatogenesis. Lineage: Eukaryota; Metazoa; Chordata; Aves; Passeriformes; Pipridae. The coding region runs from base 209 to 2806 and encodes 865 amino acids. The transcript has 21 exons. The record is from RefSeq and is a predicted model, not a curated record.